Messenger RNA from Sphenostylis stenocarpa, 1821 nucleotides. NCBI's taxonomy places the organism in Eukaryota, Viridiplantae, Streptophyta, Magnoliopsida, Fabales, Fabaceae. The record is from the annotation of a GenBank genome assembly.
AUGGCUCCCACUCUCAAUUUUGACAGGGAACAAGACCAGGUACUUUUCACUGGAAAUUCUUAUGUGAAGGUAGUGAUACUAAACAGACCUCAGAAGCUAAACAGCCUUAACCAUGAAAUGGGUAAUGGAAAAGCUUUUUGUGCUGGUGGUGAUGUGGUAUCAGUGAUUACGUCUUCAGUUGCAGGACAUUGGACCUAUGCUGCUAGUUUUUACAAGAAACAGCUUAUUCUGGACCAUUUGGUUGCAACCUAUAAAAAGCCUAUAGUGUCCCUGAUCAAUGGAGUAGUCAUGGGAGGAGGAGCAGGUCUUUCCAUUCCCACAAGGUUUAGGGUUGUGACAGAAAAAGCUGUAUUUGCAAUGCCAGAGGCAUCCAUAGGACUUUUUCCAGAUGUGGGUUCCAAUUACUUCCUUUCUAGGCUUCCUGGCUAUUUUGGGGAAUACCUAGGGUUGACUGGAGCACGUUUGAAUGGAGCAGAAAUGGCAGCAUGUGGUUUAGCCACACACUUUGUGCCUUCACUGAAGCUGAAGUUGUUGGAAAACGCCUUAGAAGAUCUUAGUUCUCCAAAUGUUUCAACAAUUACUGCACUAAUAGAAACCUUUUCAGAGAAAGCAAACGUGAAAGAAGACAGCACUUUUAGAAGGAGAGGCCGGGUUCAAAAAUUUGAGGAAUGUCUUUAUCGAGACUAUAACAUUGCCUGCCACUUCUUCAGAGGAACUUUUGGCUAUGAUUUCUAUGAGGGUUCGAGAGCAAAGUUAUUCCACAAAGACAACAAGCCCAAGUGGGAGCCUUCGAAACUAGAGCUUGUUGAUGAAGAAAUGGUGGAUGAAUACUUCAGUAACCUCAAUGAUGAGGAAUGGGAAUUUCUUCGAUUUCCUGAUAGAUCCAAUUCCCAAAUUGACCAUCCAUCAACAUAUAAUGGCUCUCAGUUUCACCUUUCAGAAAGAACCAAACCAGUGAUUUUGAACAGAAUCCAGAAGCUGAAUAUCCUUAAUUAUGAAAUGCUUAGUCAAAUAAAAAAGAAUUUAGAAAUGUAUGAGAAUGACCCUUUGGUGAAACUUGUGAUAUUGAAGGCUAAUGGAAAAGCCUUUUGUGCUGGUGGUGAUGUUGUGUCAGUAAUCGUGUGUUCACUUGCAGGACACUGGACCUAUAAUUCCAUCUUCUACAAGAAACUGCUUAGUUUAGAGUAUUUUAUAGCAACCUACGCAAAACCUACGGUGUCUCUAAUCAAUGGAUUAGUGAUGGGAGGUGGAGCAGGUCUAUCCAUAAACACGAAGUUUAGGGUUGUGACUGAAAAAGCUAUAUUUGCAAUGCCAGAGGCAUCCAUUGGACUCUUUCCAGAUGUUGGGGCAUCCUUCUUCCUUUCUAGACUACCUGGCUCUUUUGGUGAGUACAUUGGGCUGACUGGUGCACGGUUAGAUGGAGCAGAAAUGGUAGCAUGUGGUUUAGCUACUCAUUUUGUGAAUUCAAUGAAGCUAAAUUCACUAGAAAAUGUCCUACAAACUGUUACUUCGGAUGUAUCAAUGGCGACAGUUAUAGAAACAUUCACAGACAAAGCAAAUCUGAAGAAAGAGAGUUCAUUAAGAAGGGAUUACACCAUUGGUGCCCACAUCCUCAGAAGAACCGUUAGCAAUGAUUUCUAUGAGGGUUCUAGAGCAAAGCUGUUUGACAAAGACAACAAGCCGAAGUGGGAACCUUCAAAGUUAGAGUUGGUGAGCGAUGAAAUGGUGGAUCAGUGCUUCAGAAACGUCAACGACGCGGAUUUGGACUGUCUGAAACUUGCUCAUCAUAGGUCCAAUUCUCAGAUUGCCAGCAGAUUGUAG